CAGGCUAUAUGAAUAACUUGCCAUUGGUUCACAUGGCUGCAGCGCUGAGAUCAUUGGGAUUGGAACGUUGCGUUAAGGGUCCAAGCUGAUGAGCCCUUCGUGCGAUGCAUAUAAGAGGUCCAACUAAAGACCACUGAUCCAAUUGAUAUCGCUACAUCUUCACAUAUACCUCAAGCAUUUGUGCCUGGUAUUCGGUGGUCGCCAAUUCAUUUGCAUGAUGUACGGAUACUACUCCCCAUUGUCGAGGAUGGUUUGGGACUGACACACAUGGACUUGUGUAGGAUACGCCUCAUCAACGUAAAUGGCUUUCUUGAAAGGGAGAGAUUGAUUAGAGAGGGGGAGCCAAUGGACAGUCAAACCAAGGUCUUCGAGCCUGGUGAUGAAGCCACAAAGUAUGCGAUCGUAUCCCAUCGGUGGAUAGAGGGUGCCGAAGUCGACUAUCAGGAGAUGACCAAACUCGCAGAGAUGAAAGAGGCCAAGCAGAACGAAAUUCGUGAGCGCCUUGGCUACAAGAAAAUCAUCAGAAGCUGUGAGCAAGCUCUGAGGGACGGGUACAAAUACUUGUGGAUCGACACUUGCUGCAUCAACAAACCAGACAUCUCCGAGCUCUCCAGGUCGAUCAAAUCCAUGUACCGGUGGUAUAAAAACUCAAGCGUAUGCUAUGCGUACCUCCAUGACAUUACCGACUUGUCCUUUCCCACUGCAAGUAGUGAGAAGAGGUACCCCGAUUCCAAGGGCUGGCCAGUGUGGUUCUCCCGUGGCUGGACCCUACAGGAGAUGAUAGCCCCGGUGGAUGUCUGGUUCUUUAACAAGGACUGGAAGGCCUUAGGUGACAAGAGGACGCUUGCACCUACCUUGUCUCGCAUCACUCGAGUCCCACAACAUAUAUUGACUGAUAGAUUCUCCCCCAAUAAUCGUCCCUGCGCUGCUCAGAUCAUGUCAUGGGCCGCCGAUCGGACGACGGGUGAAGUCGAAGACAAAGCAUAUUCCCUGUUCGGUCUGCUGGGUGUUAAUAUCCCAGUAAUGUAUGGAGAGGGGAAAGAAGCGUUCCGACGUCUUCAGCUGGAGUUCGUCAGGGAGGCGAACGAUGGGAGCAUUUUUGCAUGGGGUUUCCACAGAGACAGCCAGCGGAGUGGCAGCAUCCUCGCUGAUGACCCAAGCUUCUUCCGUGGUUGUGAAAAUAUGGAGCUGAUAACUCCUGACGAAUACCUUCGACACCACAGAUUUCAGAUGCCCCAGCUCUGGUUGAUGCCCUACAUACGAAGGGACCGAUAUGAUCCAUGGGUCAUGACCAAUCGUGGCAUUCAAUGUCGCACAUUCCUCCGACCCUGUGUUCACUCCCGCUUACACUUCGAAACCCCGCUCCCGUGCCGUUUCGGCCCAUCGGGCCCACCCGUCUCCAUCAAACUGGCUUUGUGGCAAGAUGAUUUCUACAGAUAUUUUACAUCGCCAGAGGAGAAAUUCCCUACGAAGUUUACUGCUCGGUAAUGUGUGUUUCGCAUAUGAAGACUCGCUAUUUCGCGAUGCCAUCCAGAAUCCCCACAGAGAAUUUGGCACCGUGCACGAUAUCACAGCAACUCGUAUCCUGCGGGGUUGAUUCGAUCCGCUGGGUGCAGUUUCUGAGCUCGUUUAUGAUUUCGCGACGAGUCCGUUACACACAACGGGUGAACUUGCGCAAGGUUCGGUCUCCAGUGUGAAGACAAUAAACCACA
Molecule: messenger RNA, 1712 nt
Organism: Pisolithus orientalis
Lineage: Eukaryota; Fungi; Basidiomycota; Agaricomycetes; Boletales; Pisolithaceae
Product: heterokaryon incompatibility protein-domain-containing protein
Exons: 2
Coding region: 268-1488 (406 amino acids)
Source: RefSeq, a predicted model, not a curated record